AGCCUAACACGGCGAGGCUGAUAAUCGAGUUUUGUGGGAGAGGUGGGAAAGAGAAGCAAUGGCGACAGAGCUUGAAGAGCUAGUUGGCUUCCUCUCUUCUCCUUCUUUGCCAGUUCAAAAGGCAGCAAUCCUUAUAGUUAGGGACUUAACAGGAUCCCAAGAUGGCUUACAGUCUCUUUCCAACUAUGCCAAUCAUCUGCUCUCCUCAUUAUCUCCUCUUUUAAACCAAACUAAGGACAUUUCUGAGCCUGCGGCUGAAGCUCUAGUCAAUCUCUCGCAAAACGCAGACUUAGCUGCAAAGAUGAUUGAGAUGGGAAUGGUUCAAAUGGCUAUGCAUUUGUUAUACAGGCCAGAUUCCAGCAUUACUCACUUGCUGGUAAUGCUCCUAGUAAAUCUUACUCACCUCGAUGUUGGUAUUUCGUCCUUGCUACAGACUGAUGACGAGAAGAUGCAAGGACUGUUUGUUAUGAAGCUUGUGAGAUCAUUCUGUAGAUCCUCAGGAGAAACUAGAGAUGACCCAUUUGACCAUGUUGGUUCCAUUAUUGUAAAUAUAUCACAGAAAGAAAGUGGUCGGAAAAUGUUAUUGGACCCUAAGCGAGGUUUGAUAAAGCAGAUUCUCAGACAGUUUGACUCAACUAGUACAUUGCGGAAGAAAGGGGUUUCUGGAACAAUUCGCAACUGCUGUUUUGAAGCCGAGAGUCAGCUACAAGAUUUGCUUUUGGAAUCCGAGUUUCUGUGGCCAGCUCUACUUCUGCCUGUUGCUGGCAAUAAAGUAUACAAUGAUCAAGAUACAUCCAAGAUGCCUCUUGAGCUAUCCAGUGCGCUUUCAAUCGAGCGUGAACCAUGCAAUGACGCUGAAAUUCGUGUUCAAGCACUGGAGUCUAUUUACUUGAUCAUUUUACAGGAGGCAGGUCUUAGAGCCUUUUGGUCUGUUAAUGGACCACGAAUACUCCAAGUAGGAUACGAAGAUGAGCGUGAUGUUAAAGUUAUGGAAGCAUACGAACGAGUUGGCUCUUUGCUUAUUCAAGAAAGUGGGAGCACAGCAGCCUCGUCUUAAUAUUCAUGGUCACUGAGCAUAGUAUGAAGUUGCACUUUCUCCAUUGUGCAAGUGUAUGCUUUUAGGUCAGUAAUCUAGAUCAGUCUCAGUUUAGGAGAAUUAUUGUGUUAUUGUGAUCUUAAUUUUUUUUUUUAUCAAUUUAUACUUAUUUUUGUUUUAUUUACUUGCUAGUUUUGUAUUACGUGCGUCGGGGCUCAUAACAUGACUCGUCAAUUUAUGUAGUAAUUAAAUUUAUUAUAGUCA
Messenger RNA from Mercurialis annua (annual mercury), 1300 nucleotides. RefSeq lists its product as uncharacterized. The record is from RefSeq and is a predicted model, not a curated record. Bases 59 to 1057 code for a protein of 332 amino acids. NCBI's taxonomy places the organism in Eukaryota, Viridiplantae, Streptophyta, Magnoliopsida, Malpighiales, Euphorbiaceae. The transcript is spliced from 9 exons.